CGCGGGGCUGGGGCCCUGAGCUCAGCCUGGGACACGGCUGGCAGGGGCUCCGAGCUCAGCCCUGGGCACAGCAGGCAGGGGCCCUGAGCUCAGCUUGGGACACAGCGGGCAGGGGCCCUGAGCUCAGUCUGGGACACAGCGGGCAAGGGCCCUGCGCUCAGCCCGGGACACGCACGGGCUGUCCCUCCCGUCCCGCAGCCGCUGAGCCCGGAGCUGCCGCUGAGCCCGGGGCUGCCGCCGCCAGCCCUCGCUCGGAGGUGGUUGUGCAGCCCAUGGUGCUGUGCUGGGGCCCGAGGCUGGAGCCGGGGCAGGCGGGAGCACCAGGGAUCCCAUAAUGGCUCCUUUCAUCCCACGGCGGUGGCCGGCAUCCAGGGCUGAGUCAGGCCUGGCCAGCUCGGCUGCGUAAGCCCCUCGCCUUGGAGCCUUGCGGGGUCCCUUCUGCCCCCUGCUGCCCCGCCGGCCAUGGAGGAGGAAGAGGAGGCCAUAGGGUACCUGGAUAAAGUGCUGGAGGAUGAAGAUGACUCCGAGCCCGGAACCCCCACCAGCCCCGGGUCUCCGUUCUCAGCCAGCGAGAAGGGCGAGAGAGAGGCUGGCAAGGGCCUGGAGAUGCGGAAGCUGGUGCUCUCGGGAUUCCUGGCCAGCGAGGAGAUCUACAUCAACCAGCUGGAAGCCCUCUUGUUGCCUAUGAAGCCGCUGAAGGCCACUGCCACGACGUCGCAGCCUGUCCUCACCCUCCAGCAGAUCGAGACCAUUUUCUACAAGAUCCAGGACAUCUACGAGAUCCACAAGGAGUUCUAUGACAGCCUGUGCCCGAAGGUGCAGCAGUGGGACAGCAACGUCACCAUGGGCCACCUCUUCCAGAAGCUGGCCAGCCAGCUGGGGGUCUACAAGGCCUUUGUGGAUAACUACAAAAUCGCACUGGAGACGGCAGAGAAGUGCAGCCAGAGCAACUACCAGUUCCAGAAGAUCUCAGAGGAGCUGAAGGUGAAGGGCCCCAAAGACUCGAAGGAGAGCCACACGUCGGUCACCAUGGAGGCACUGCUGUACAAACCCAUCGACCGGGUGACACGGAGCACCCUCGUCCUGCAUGACCUCCUCAAGCACACUCCAGCCGACCACCCUGACUACCCACUGCUCCAGGAUGCCCUCCGCAUCUCACAGAACUUCCUCUCCAGCAUCAAUGAGGACAUUGAUCCCCGGAGGACAGCAGUCACCACCCCCAAGGGGGAGACCCGGCAGCUCGUUAAGGAUGGCUUCUUGGUGGAGCUGUCGGAGGGCUCGCGGAAGCUGCGCCACGUCUUCCUCUUCACCGACGUGCUGCUCUGCGCCAAGCUGAAGAAGACAGCGGUGGGGAAGCACCAGCAGUACGACUGCAAGUGGUACGUGCCCCUGGCCGACCUGGUGUUCCCCUCGCCGGAGGAGUCCGAGCACUGCCCGCAGGUCCAUGUCAUCCCUGACCACGAGCUGGAGGACAUGAAGAUGAAGAUCUCGGCCAUCAAGAGUGAGGUGCAGAAGGAGAAAGCCAACAAGGGGCAGAGCCGGGCCAUCGAGCGCCUCAAGAAGAAGAUGUUUGAGAACGAGUUCUGGCUGCUGCUCAACUCACCUGCCAUCCCCUUCCGCAUCCACAACCGCAACGGGAAGAGCUACCUCUUCCUGCUGUCAUCCGACUACGAGAGGUCUGAGUGGAGGGAAGCCAUUCAGAAACUGCAGAAAAAGGACCUCCAGGCCUUUGUCCUGAGCUCAGUAGAGCUGCAGGUGCUCACGGGGUCCUGUUUCAAGUUACGCACUGUCCACAACAUCCCAGUCACUAGCAACAAGGAUGAUGAUGAGUCCCCUGGGCUGUACGGCUUCCUGCACGUCAUCGUCCACUCUGCCAAGGGCUUCAAGCAGUCUGCCAACCUUUACUGCACACUGGAGGUGGAUUCCUUCGGCUACUUUGUCAGCAAAGCCAAGACCAGAGUUUUCCGGGACACCACCGAGCCCCAGUGGAAUGAGGAGUUUGAGAUAGAGCUGGAGGGCUCGCAGUCCCUGCGCAUCCUCUGCUACGAGAAGUGCUACGACAAGACCAAGCUCAACAAAGACAACAACGAAAUCGUGGACAAGAUCAUGGGCAAGGGGCAAAUCCAGCUGGAUCCACAGGCCGUGCAGACAAAGAACUGGCACAUGGACGUGAUCGAGAUGAACGGGAUCAAGGUGGAGUUCUCCAUGAAGUUCACAAGCAGAGACAUGAGCCUGAAGAGGACCCCAUCCAAAAAGCAAACCGGUGUCUUCGGGGUCAAAAUCAGCGUCGUGACAAAGCGCGAGCGCUCCAAGGUGCCUUACAUCGUGCGCCAGUGCAUCGAGGAGGUGGAGAAGAGGGGCAUCGAAGAGGUUGGCAUCUACAGGAUCUCUGGCGUGGCCACUGACAUCCAGGCACUGAAAGCUGUCUUUGACGCAAAUAACAAGGACAUCCUGGUGAUGCUGAGUGACAUGGACAUCAAUGCCAUCGCUGGCACGCUGAAGCUGUACUUCCGUGAGCUGCCCGAGCCCCUUCUCACUGACAGACUCUACCCCGCCUUCAUGGAGGGGAUCGCCCUCUCGGAUCCUGCUGCCAAGGAGAACUGCAUGAUGCACCUUCUCCGCUCUCUGCCUGACCCCAACCUCAUCACCUUCCUCUUUCUGCUGGAGCACUUGAAAAGGGUGGCUGAAAAGGAGCCUAUCAACAAAAUGUCUCUCCACAACCUGGCCACGGUCUUUGGGCCGACACUGCUGAGACCCUCAGAGGGAGAGAGCAAGGGACACCUCACCCUGGCCUCCGACAUCUGGUCCCACGACGUGAUGGCCCAGGUCCAGGUCCUUCUCUACUACCUGCAACAUCCUCCCAUCUCCUUCACUGAGCUGAAACGCAACACACUUUACUUCUCCACGGACGUGUAGCCUGCAGGGAGAAGGCACCAGCUGCAAACACUCCCAGCUCCCUGCUGGGGCACACGGACUGAUGGCAGCCCCCCAGGGAGACCGGCCCGGACCCAAGGCCUGCAGCUCCUGUACAAUCGCGUCCCAGUGGCCCGGUCCCGCCGCAGGCGCCGUGCUCUCUGUAAAGUAGUCGUGUCUCAUGUCCCUUCUUGUGUUCAAGAAUUGUUUUUAUGUAUAUUUGUUCGACGAAGAGGUAGUGACUGACAAGGGCUGUGGACACAGGCUUCCCCCUUGGCUAGUUUUCUCCUGGACUCCUUUCUGCCUGCUCACUCCUCCCAGGCUCCCCCUCGUCUCGCCCAGCUCGAAGCCUGCAGCCUCCCACGAGUGCCUGUUUCGCUGCCCAGCUCCUCUGCCCCACACCUGCAUGUGCAGCACCACCUCACUUCAGAGGCUGGGAGCUCACAGGCCUCCCUUCCCCGGUGAUGGUGACGACCAGCUCUGCUUUUGCUUGCUGCCUGCACAAACGUUGGACCCCGCGCCUGGAUCCUGCUCUGGCCCCAGCAAACCUGCGAGAGUGGAGGAGCAGGGUGCUGCUUCUUCCUUGCCACGUCUCUUCUGGGUGCUUUCGGGCCAGUCCCCUCUCCAGCCUUUCUCCUGUGCUUUGCCUUUGUGUGCGUGUAGCGUGGUGGUUACUUCCCUCGCUGUAUCUCGCCUCUGAGUAGCGUUUUGGGGUAACCCAUCACACCAGGCUGGAGCGAGAGGUGCUGUGCUGGUCUCGAUCCAGGGCAGGUUUGAGAGAUGACCAGCUGGGCAGGUCUCUUCCUCUGCCACAGGCUGAUCCCAGCUCUGUGCUCUGGCACUCAUGGUGUCCCGUCAGAGCACGUGGAUCACACCAUUUCCGCAGCGAGCCCUGGUGUGCUGGGGAACAGGGUCCCCAGAGCUCUGCCGUAGUUUGGCACACGUGCCCCUGCCAGCCUGGGGUUGCUGGUGCUGGCUGUGUGCUGUGGCAGAGCUUGGCAGGGCACCAGCAUUCCUGCUGUGGUCAUGAGAAUGGGGAGGGUUUUGUCUCCCUCCUUGGUCUUCCCUGCUAUCCCAGGCACUGGGCAAAUGGCAGCAUGUGGCCCUGCCUCAGUGCCAGGUAGGGUGAUGGAGGCAAGUGCUCUGGGGCAGCUGGAUGGUCACUCAGCCUGGAAACCAGUGUAGAGGGACAGGAGAAAAGUCUUCGUGGCCCUCACUAUCGAAGGCACAAGUGCUUUGUUUCCUUUCUCACAAAGCAGUUGCUGCUGGGUUAGCCAUGCCCAGCCAGCUCAGGUCCAUUUUAGUUAGUGGCUCCAGUUCUUCACCCCCUAGGCUGAGGGCUGAAGUUGUCACGCCUUGCCCCAAGGCACGACAGCCACGUGCCUGGUUCCUGGCCUGUCCUCCACCCUCCCAGGUAGGUGCUGGUACCUGUUGGGACACAAACCCUUUCGCUCUGUGAGCCGAGUCCAUGUUCUUGUGGCAAAAGCCUCUCCCCGCCCACCCCCUUCCCCCGCGGCGUUGGCUCUGUGCUCUCCUGUGCCAAACGGAGAUGGAUGAGAAGUGACCGAGCAGAUCCUCGCCAACAGUGGCACUGCCUCUACCUUCCCCACUCAGACUGUUCCAGGUAGAGCCCGGCCGCCUGCCACUGACACACCAGGUAUGUCCUCAGCCCACCUCCCCAGGGAAGGCACCACCUGCCAGCCCUGCACCAGCAAAGCAACUCAAGGAGGGGAGGUGUUUCAGUCCCCCUCCAAAGGGCUCACACUCCAGACCCUGCUCCUCUUGACUACCAGCUAAACAGAAGGGAAACAGCAUUGCAGAAAAUAACCAGGCAUCUGUCUUGGCCCUGGACCCAGGAAGGAGGCCGAGUUUUAGAUCUGACUGCACAACGGAUCCCUGUGUGUGUGUGUCUUGAUUUGUUACACGCAUCCAAGUCUCUGUCCAUGAUACUGCCAUUCCAGAUGGAGACUCUGUACAGCCAAAUCCCUCCCGUGCGACAGCGGCUGGAGGCCGGGUCCACACAGCCCCGGCGCAGGGCUGCAGCCCUCCCCGUGACUGCCUUUGGCUUGUCCCUACAGGAAGGAAAAGAGUUUUUGGGGGGUGGACUCUUGCAGCUACAGGUAGAAUAGAACUGUUAAUUAAUAUUUGACUUUCAAAGGUUGUUAAGGAUAUAUUUUUGUUUGUGUUCUGUUUCAAUUCCUGUAGAGUAUAAACUUUAAAUGGCUGUAAACCAUGUGAGGAGAAAAGAAAGAACGUUAAUAAAAAUGCAAAGCCCCAACAUUUGCACAAAAGGA
This is a messenger RNA of Colius striatus (speckled mousebird), 5207 nucleotides long. RefSeq names its product ABR activator of RhoGEF and GTPase (gene ABR). Gene Ontology annotation, biological process: positive regulation of GTPase activity; intracellular signal transduction. The transcript has 22 exons. Gene Ontology annotation, molecular function: GTPase activator activity; guanyl-nucleotide exchange factor activity. The coding region runs from base 463 to 2916 and encodes 817 amino acids. Gene Ontology annotation, cellular component: membrane. The record is from RefSeq and is a predicted model, not a curated record. Lineage: Eukaryota; Metazoa; Chordata; Aves; Coliiformes; Coliidae.